Bursaphelenchus xylophilus (pine wood nematode) is the source of this 1077-nucleotide messenger RNA. The record is from the annotation of a GenBank genome assembly. NCBI's taxonomy places the organism in Eukaryota, Metazoa, Nematoda, Chromadorea, Rhabditida, Aphelenchoididae.
AUGGUGCUCCGAGAGAUUUAUCCGGAAAUUUGUUUUGUUUUGACCGCGGUUUCGGUCGGCCUGUGUGUCCUGGUAAUUUUCUUGUCACGUCGGGUCCUCAAAGCAUAUCGGCACAGCGAUUACGCGUGGAUUAUGGCGUUCAACGCGGGCGUCGAUAUUUUUUACUCACUAACUCAUGGAGUUGUGGUACCAGUAAGUUUCUGAAAGAAAAAUCGAACCUUCAUCCAGAGCGCAGUAGCCACCUCUACCUCAGUGUAUUUGACUAUCGAAAAUCCCUACUUGCACAACAUUUCGACGUCGGCCGCGCAAAUUGCUGCCUUCUUCCAAUGGAUAGACGCUCUUUGCUCCGCACCCUGCAACACAGUUCACUUCUAUUAUCGCUAUCGACUAUUAUGUAAGGGCGAUAAAUGGAGUAGACAGCGAUAUCUUGCGGCUUAUGGGCUGGUUUUGGCUGUGAUAUUCUUUGAUUCGUCAUUAUUCUAUGCCUCUACGAAUCCGGAGAGCGAAAGCAGCCGAAGAGAGCUAGUCGCAGUUAAUGGCGAUGGGUACUCAGUUCCUCCUCAUGUUUUUCUUUCCCUGAACAACCCGGUUUUUAUGCUCUGCAUGUUCGUCAGCCAGCUAAUGUUUGUUGUCGAGUAUGGCGUUAUGAUUUUUUGCGGCCAGCGGAUUAUUCGCCAAGCUAAGAAAAGCACAAGUGCGGCGAAAUCAACUCAACAAGCGCAAAAGCAUCUCAUUGCGGUCAUGGUUUUGCAAGUAAGCUUUACCACGAACACACAUGGCCAUUCGAUCUUGUUUCCUUCAAAUAUCGACGAAUUUCAGGCAGUGUAUCCGUUGAUCUUGUACUUUGUCCCAUUCAUGUACGUGAUGAUAAUGCUUUCGAUGGGUGUGAAUUUUCAAGACUCCAGCUAUGUUGCCGGCGUCUCUGUGCAGUUAUUAUCGCCGUUAAAUUCGAUAUCGGUGCUCACGCUGAUCCCAGCUUAUCGCAGAGUCUUGACCAAGACAUCUCCAUCGAACUCAGGGACAUUCUUUGUUUCCGCUAGUCGAGGAUCGCUUGGGCGAAAAGGAUCCAUGGUAUGA